Messenger RNA from Drosophila grimshawi, 570 nucleotides. RefSeq lists its product as uncharacterized. The transcript is spliced from 2 exons. Bases 187 to 531 code for a protein of 114 amino acids. The record is from RefSeq and is a predicted model, not a curated record. Lineage: Eukaryota; Metazoa; Arthropoda; Insecta; Diptera; Drosophilidae.
UACGCCCAAAUGGUUUACUAAUGAGCCGUCGAGCUUGGGAAAAUCUUGAAUGGCUCGAUUGUCUGUGCCAAUUCUAACGUAAAGAAACUACCUCAACUCGUGCUAUAAAAUUGUGGCGCUUCUUCACUUUGGGUCACAGUUCCUCAACUACCGCCCUUGCAGAGUGUUUGCCAGAGUUUAUCAAAGAUGUUCAAAGUUUUGUUUGUUUUGUUUCUGGCUCUUGUCGCUUCGAGCCACUCACGUCCGAGUUAUUUGCCUGCAUAUGAGACGAUUGAAUAUGCACCCACUGUGCUGGGUUAUGAGCAUUUGGGUUUGCCCACGGCCAUCUCCCACCAGAGUUCGACUGUGGUGCACGAGAAACGUCCAUAUUUGCGUCCCAUCUACGAACACCACCAUACACCGCUGCUGAAGUCAUACCACCACCCAACCACCUAUAGCUAUGCCAGCAGUCCGCUCAACUACGGCAGCGAGUGGUAUGAGCCUGGCUGGACUGGUGGCUUGAGCUACUCCCCAAGCAUCUAUCUCAAGUGAAGAUUGUCGAAAAUGUUGUCCUUUUAAAUAAAUAAGUUG